AUGGGCCCACAAGCUAUCCUCCUUCUGCUCCUCAUCCGUAUCGUGCAGUGCAGAGCUCGUAUUCGCAACAUAACCCGCCUCCUUAAUCUCUCUCCUCAGCUCCCUCAAUUUCCCGUAUAUUCUCUCACACUCCGCAUGCGACUUGUCCCCUGCCCCAAACGUGCUCACUCGAUCCUGCACCUAUACGCAGGCUUCUUCCUCACAUUCACACUUUCCAUUUUUACCCUCACACCCAGCACGUCCUGCCACCUCCCGGAACCCGCACACACGUUUGAGUACAGCACGUACGCCGAGUCAUCCGCUGGGUUUGCUUCCAGAAGCUUCCGUGCAGCCUUUUUCCCGAGCUCCAAAUUCCCGUGUGUCUUACACGAGGAUAACAAAGUACGCCAGAUGAAGUCGUUUGGCGGGACCGGCAUUUCCUCUAUAAAAACCUCGGCCUCCGAGAACCUUCCCGAGCGGCUGAGCAAAUCGACUAUGCACACACAGUGCUCGAUAGCUGGCGGGACUCCAAACUCGGUUUUCAUCGAGCGGAAAUACUCGAGACCUUCGUCCACGAGCCCUCCGUGGCUGCACGCUGACAGGAGUGAGACAAAAGUGACGUGGUCGGGCUUCGGCCCGCAAUCCGCCAUCUCGCGGAAGGUUUCCCGGGCCUUCCGAAAGUUUCCGUGCCUCGCCAGCGCGGAUAUCAGUAUAUUCCAGGAAAGUCGAGAGCGCGUUUUCGGCUCGGGAAGCAGCCUCAGGAGAUCGUCGAGCUCGCCGCAUUUUCCGUACAUGUCCAUGGCGGCGCUCGAGACGAAAUGA
Striga asiatica is the source of this 801-nucleotide messenger RNA. NCBI's taxonomy places the organism in Eukaryota, Viridiplantae, Streptophyta, Magnoliopsida, Lamiales, Orobanchaceae. The record is from the annotation of a GenBank genome assembly.